GGUCCGUAAACAAACGAACUCCGAGCGCAGCCCUGCGCAACGUCACCGGCAGCAACACCACGACUCGCUCAAUGUAACCGCGACCAUGGCCACUCUCGCAGCACACGACCAGGAGAAUGCAGUGCGCAAUCUGCAGGUCGGCCCCGGCGGAAAGCCGCUCAACGCCGGCGCGAAGAGCUUCGGAUCCAAAACACCAGGAAACAAAGCCCCGAAGACGCCAUACAAGGUCCCGCUCAACGACGAGAAUAUGUUCACCAAAGGAGGAAAGGGCGAUGGGAAGGGAAACCUGCUUGUGACCACCAAGAAAGGCGGCAAGCUGGAUGCAAGCGCCUUUGUAACCCCAGCGGGUCCACGCAACCGCGCUCCUCUAGGCGCAAAGACGACCAACGCCAAAGGAAAAGCCUUCCAAACGCCUGCGCCCCUCGGAUCCUCUGCCAAAACCCUGAAGGCAAGCCCGCGCCUCCGCCGUCCGAAAGUCAAGGUCCACCAGCCUGAAGCCGAGGCCGAGUCUGAAGAUGAUGUCCCCGAGAUCGAGUACAUGCCACCGAAGGAAAUUCCGCUUCUGGAUGACAUGGACGACUACCUCCCUAGAGACUGGGACUUCUCUGUGCUCUCAGGCGAGAACGCGAUGCGCGGCAUCACCAGCGCAUACCACAACCCAAUCGAGGACGACGGCCGCACGAAGGGACAGCGAGAGUUUGAAGAGAGCUUGGAGCGCGACCGCAAGAAGCGAGACGAGGAGUUCGAUAAGAUGUUCGCUGCGCAGAUAGCCAAGGAUGAUGCAGAGUCGAAGCGCUACUUUGGGAUCAAGGAACCGAAGAAAGAGGCGCCCAAGCCCACUGUCAAGGCCACUUCAACCGUGAGGCCAGCUACCGGUCUCUCGACCAUGCGUGCCCGUUCAGCAGCUGCCGCACUUGCUCUGCCAGACCGCUCUACACCAAGGUUCGGUGCGUCAACGGCUGCUGCAAAGGCACGUGUACCUACUGGUCUAGUAUCUGGCAAGAAGACUCCAAGGCCCCUCGCAGAGCCGACAGCUGCCCGUCAUGCCCGCCAUGCAUCUGCUGUGGUUUCGUCCAAGAGCACCAUCGGCUACGCCCAAGGUCGCGCAGUGCACUCAGGCUCAGCCAUGCGCCCGCCACUUUCGAACGUCACCAGGCCUGUCGGCCACAACCUUUCGACCACGAAGCGUGCCGGUACUACGACUCGUUCUCUCGCAUCUGCACACCAACGCCCCUUCAGUGCUGCUGCCUCAGCCAAUCCUCGCCCAUUCUCGCGCUCAAGCUCGACCUCCACGAAUGCAACACUGGUUGCUCCACCCCAGGCAGAUCCGUUCGAGGAGACGGCGGAAAGCGUGGAGCGUGAGUUGGAACUGUUGGCCCUCCAAGACGAUAUGGGCGACGAUGACGCGUGGAUGAACAGCUUCAACAACCAGCUGGGCGGUGUCGAUCCUCUCGAUGAAGAGCUCGAAGACUUCCAACUGCAGCUUCCGGAAGGCAUCUAAGUUUCUUGUCUGGUUGAAGACAAUCACAAUCAUGGAUCUCAGCCAAAGCCGAUUGAAUAGGGCUCGACCAAAGUUGUGUGUUUCUGUAUGCCGAUGGAGGCUAAAUUGUUUUCUUGUGUAUUGCUCCAUCAUGAUUCUGGAGUACUGUUUUGGAUACCUCUUUUUCAAUUCCGUGGACCUUCGGCGACACGUUGAGUCUGUAGUAGUAAAUGUGCGCAUUACUAUCCAUUCGUUUGAUGAACUCCAUGUAAGGUCCUCCGAUGGUUGUGUAAUCUGGUC
Macroventuria anomochaeta is the source of this 1780-nucleotide messenger RNA. RefSeq lists its product as uncharacterized. Lineage: Eukaryota; Fungi; Ascomycota; Dothideomycetes; Pleosporales; Didymellaceae. The record is from RefSeq and is a predicted model, not a curated record. The transcript has 2 exons. The coding region runs from base 86 to 1501 and encodes 471 amino acids.